Messenger RNA from Chaetomium globosum CBS 148.51, 1065 nucleotides. RefSeq lists its product as uncharacterized. The transcript is spliced from 4 exons. The coding region runs from base 1 to 1065 and encodes 354 amino acids. The record is from RefSeq and is a predicted model, not a curated record. NCBI's taxonomy places the organism in Eukaryota, Fungi, Ascomycota, Sordariomycetes, Sordariales, Chaetomiaceae.
AUGCCUAGCCGCAUAUGGCUGCACGUUUUCGACAAAAACCGUUGUGCCUGCGGCGUAAACACCGCAGGGCCCGUUCCGAACUGGGAAUUGGCCGAGUCAGGGCACUCGCCCGUGAACCCCUCCUUCUUUGAAUCCCUCCUGUCUGUCUCGGCUUCCCAUUUCCGCAACUUCCCUGCGCAGUGCCUUGUGAGGGUGCCCUGCCAAGUGGAAAUUGUCGGCCCCAAACUUCUUUUCCAGGUUCUUCCACAACACCUGAAGAUUUCUUCCACACAACGCCUGCUGCGGGUCGGCAAUGCGCGUCCGGGGUGCAACCAUCCGAACCUGGAAAAUAAUCGCACCGAAAUCUCAACAAAGCGAGCCAAUUUCGGUGCAAGGAGCCGAGCACUCGGCAGGGCUGGAAUGCGCUCUGACAUCAGACGCAGGAAAACCCCCCGCUUCUGUGCUGUGAUGCACCAGAGGAGACGCAUGCACGUAUCACCCGCCGCCUGUAGCCAGCCCGAUGCGAAGACUGUCGGUCGUGCAUCAGCAACCCACAUGCGUCCUGCAGCCCCCGUGAUCUUCAAGUCAAGCUCAGAGCGAGCUGAAGGGCACAAUGCUAGGCCAAAUCCGGCCCCUGCAACCCAGGGACCGUUCCUGCGCGGACCCCAGUGUCACUCACACCCCGCCGCCCCUCAUGGAACUUCGCAAGUCAAUUCGCGUCGCCAUGCUCUCACAGGGCUGCAGAUCCACCCACCUUCCCUGGCAAGCCUGGCUGCUGCCGCAACCUCAGAGCCGCGGCCCUCACCGUCGCCAAAGUUCAGCUCUCAUCCAUCCCACAGGCUGGUACCACUGAGAGGAGACAUUCCCCAGCUACGAAAAUAUCUGUUUAAACCAUUCGCACUCGACAUCCACCACGAUUGGCCAUCAAUGCUGGCGAGUAUGGACCAAGUGACCGGAGGGCCACAAGCCGGUAGCGGGGGUUCGCUUGCUUUUCCAUCACCGGCGCCAAGCACAACAAGGCCGCGAAGGGGUGCGAGGGUUCCACCACUGUGGCAUGCAAGGCUCACAGGGCAGGAACAAGCUUAA